Molecule: messenger RNA, 5803 nt
Organism: Hippoglossus stenolepis (Pacific halibut)
Lineage: Eukaryota; Metazoa; Chordata; Actinopteri; Pleuronectiformes; Pleuronectidae
Gene: tead1a
Product: TEA domain family member 1a
Exons: 12
Coding region: 474-1760 (428 amino acids)
Biological process (GO): hippo signaling; embryonic organ development; regulation of transcription by RNA polymerase II
Cellular component (GO): transcription regulator complex
Molecular function (GO): RNA polymerase II cis-regulatory region sequence-specific DNA binding; DNA-binding transcription factor activity, RNA polymerase II-specific
Source: RefSeq, a predicted model, not a curated record
ACUCAGUCCACCGCGUUCAUUUCAUUCCUGCUCCCAUUCCGCGCAUAUUUCGCAUCCUUGGAGAGACGCUGCGCAUUUUACGCACUCAGCGCGCAGCGAGCCUCCGCCAGAACCGACGCCGAGCGCAGAGCGGAGUUGUCGGCGGGUUUCCCGGUGCAUUGAGCGGCUCGGAUCCGUGGGAAAGUGUGGGAAUUAAUCCAGAAAAGAGGCGCACGAAUCGAGGGUUCCUGCCGCCGGCCGUCGGACAUCGCACCAACUCGUGGAGUUUUCUACAGUCGGAUAUCGGCCACUUUGGGAUCACGCAGUUAGCGUUAGCAUUCUGCGUCUAGUAGCUCACAGCUGGCUGUUCCUGCUGGGGGUCAACGAUUGCCAUUAGUGUUGCUGUUAGUUUGACUUAACAUUACCUACUUAGCAUCAAACCAUUAGCAUUACUGCUGAGUACACGAGUUGGCUAGUUAACGUUAGCUGGCAUCAUGGAGCGCAGUAGCUGGAGCGGCAGCGAGAGUCCCGGGGAGGACAUGGACAGACUGAGUGACUCAGGAGGGGACAAGACCAUGGACGGGGACCCGGAGGGGGUCUGGAGCCCCGACAUCGAGCAGAGCUUUCAGGAGGCCCUGGCCAUCUACCCGCCCUGCGGAAGGAGGAAGAUUAUACUGUCGGACGAGGGAAAGAUGUACGGCCGAAACGAGCUGAUAGCCAGAUACAUCAAACUGCGAACAGGCAAGACGCGGACGAGGAAACAGGUAUCCAGUCACAUCCAGGUCUUAGCGAGAAGAAAAUCCAGGGAGUUUCAGUCCAAACUAAAGGACCAGGGCGCCAAGGACAAAGCUCUGCAGAGCAUCUCCUCCAUGUCCUCGGCCCAGAUCGUCUCCGCCACCGCCAUCCACAGCAAACUGCUGCCUGGAAUAGUACGAGCCAGCUUCCCCGGCAACGCACAGCUGUGGCAGGGGAUGAUUCCUGGGGGACAGUCCAGCUCCGCCACAGAAGACAUCAAGCCGUUCUCUCAGCAGGCCUACAACGUGCAGACAGCAGGGACCACCACCAUCACAGCCUACGAGCCCCCCGCUACAGCCCAAACACACAGAGAGCCGGCGUGGCAGGGUCGCUCCAUCGGCACCACCAAACUACGACUGGUGGAGUUUUCAUCUUUCCUGGAGACACAGAGGGACCAAGAGGCCUACAACAAGCACCUGUUUGUCCAGAUCAGCCAGAGCAGCCCGACCUACAGCGACCCGCUGCUGGAGUGCGUGGACAUCAGGCAGAUCUACGACAAGUUCCCCGAGAAGAAGGGCGGCCUGAAGGAGCUGUUCAGCAAGGGGCCGCAGAACUCGUUCUACCUGAUCAAGUUCUGGGCGGACCUGAAUUACAGCGUGCAGGACGACCCUGCGGCGUUCUACGGCGUCAGCAGCCAGUACGAGAGCUCGGAGAACAUGACCAUCACCUGCUCCACCAAGGUCUGCUCCUUCGGCAAGCAGGUGGUGGAGAAGGUGGAGACGGAGUACGCCAGGUUUGAGAACGGACGCUUCGUCUACAGAAUCAGUCGCUCGCCCAUGUGUGAAUACAUGAUCAACUUCAUCCACAAGCUCAAGCACCUGCCGGAGAAAUACAUGAUGAACAGUGUGUUGGAGAACUUCACUAUUCUGCUGGUGGUGAGCAACAGAGACACUCAGGAGACCUUGCUGUGUAUGGCGUGUGUGUUCGAGGUGUCCAACAAUGAACACGGAGCACAGCACCACAUCUAUCGACUCGUCAAGGAAUAACACACUUACAGACACAGAGGAGACACACAGACACACACACACACACACACACAGACACACACAUACGGCCUUUGUUUGGGCGGUUAACGGCGUCUCUCAGCCUUCGACUUCAAAUGGCUGCACGCUCACUGAGGCUUCUGGGAGAAUCCGGACAAAGGGAUGGUUUUCUUAAUUAUCAUCUUUGCUGCAGAAUCGUCCCCCAACAGGAGCAUCUUCACACAAGAUAUUAACUCGGACCGGGAUAUUAGACGCUCGUUAGCUGAGUGGAAACAAAGCAUGGUGACAGUGCAGCCAUGGAAACGCAUUCAAAUCGACCUGGGGUUUUUUUUUUAUAAUUUUUUUUUUCAAGAACAUCCUGACUCAGAUUUCACCAGGAGAUGUCACGUCUCCUGCUAAUUGGUUCCCGACCACACUCUCUCUCGCUCUCUCUCCCCCCCCCUCGCUCUCUCUCUCUCUCUCACUCAGCAGAUUUGUGUUUCUGUCCUGUGAGAGAGAGAGGGGGGGGGAAAGGAAAAACUCUAAUUUCCCGCCCUCCUGUGGAAUAAGUGUGUGUUAUCAGCCCGAGUCUCGACGCCCACUGAAGGUCAGACCCUGUGAAUCACCGAUACGAACACGUGGUCACGGUUCAGAGGCUGAAACCACCGCGAGUCGUGUGAAGCUGCGUUCUUGCACAAAACUGAAAAAAAAAAAAGAGUUUUUUUUCUCCCAAAGAAAAGAAAAUCUAAUUUCUACCUUUUGUAUGUUUUUCUUUAAAAACAAAAAACAAAAACAAGAAGAACUUCUAACCUUUGGGUAGAGUGUGUAUCGAUAGUAGCAUAGAGACUAUAUUUUAAAUCCAGGAUCACUAUCUAAAAAAAUUUAUGUCAAUAAGAAGUGAAAUAUAAGUGAAAAUUGAAAAAAAAAUCAGGUAUUUGUGCAACAGGCGACGAGAGAUGAAUAAAAUAAGUAAAUGAAUAAAUGAGUCAAGACCCUGUUGGAGUUAUAAUCCUCAAGAUUUCCGUCCCGGUCGAUUUAGCGGAUGGCGACGAAUGCAUCGUGUUUCCUGUGACCUUCUCUUUCCUCAAGUAGGAAAACGUGUGUUAGCGUCAGCACUCACUUAGUACAUCUCUACAGUUAUAUAUAAAUUAUUACGUUAACAUUGGAUCACAUACGCUAUCUGAGCCAAAGACGUUUUUUUGAGGAUUAUAACUUUGAGUAAAAAUGUGUUCGGUCCAUUUGAAAAAAACACUGUGACUCUAACGUCCUUCCUGGUGUUGGAGGAAACGUUCGGUUAAAAUAAACCUCUGAUCCUCAAAUUUAACUUCGUUCAGAAUUCUUCUACCAGCGAAACUCGAGCUUUAACACAACACGGGCUGUAACUGAAGAUGGACAACGCGUCUCUACUUCCUCCUGUUGUGCUAACAAGAAGCUGAAGCGGCUCAAACCCGGGACGUGAACGCUGCCGUCUUCUGUCUGUGACGUCACGUGGAGCCGGCGUCUGAUUGUGGAGUGGCAGCGAGGGGAUGAGCGCCCUCGACCAAUCACGAGUCAGUCUCAUGAACAUGGAAUCUGUCUGAUAAGAACCAAUGAAAAUGACAGAAAACAUCUUUUGAGAAACAUUUAUUUGACAUGAACUUUGACCUUUGGAAUUUGGUCCAUGCCCCAUCUGCUAACCUGGAGGAUGUAGCCAGCCACCAGGGGGCGAUGGAAACAAACCAGCAACGCUUUGGCUUCACUUGCUGGGAGUCGUCUUGUCGUCCAUCUUUGUAUCCAGUGUGUGAUUUCGUCCACGUCCCGUCUGCUAACAUCGAGGAGGCAGGUUUUUUUUUGACCUGUACUCCAGGCAGCCACCAGGGGGUGAUCAAGUCAUGUCGUCCAUCUUUAUGUACAGUCACACUGACGCAGGUGUUGGAGACUGAAAUGUUGUUACGUCCAUAUUUAAAUCGAAGGUUGUCCUGUUUUCCACGUCGGGACUCGUCCAGUGUUCGAUUCCCGCUCUGGAGGACUUUAUUGUUUUUAAGGACACGGUUCCCUUUAAUCAGCGGAGGACUGGUUUCCUCCUUGUCCACGACGCCACGUCAGCAUAAAAGUAAUUUAUGAAACACAAACCAAAAACCCUGUAGGUGGAAGCGUAGCAGGUGUCAGUGCCUUCGGUUGGAAACACGUUUCUUACUCCUGAUGAUUUGUUGUUGUAGACGUCGGGUAGAAGAAGAUUUCAGUGAAUAUACAGAAUCACGUAGUUUUGGGAAAUCACAUGCUGUCGCCGUCCGAAACCAUCUGAACGUCACUGAGACACGUUCCUGUUCACGACAUUUAAGCUGUUGACGUUUUCCUACGUGAUUCAUGUUGAAAAAGUUCGUACGUGACGGAGCCUCAUUCAUUAAAUGCAACUGUUCCAUAGAUAAAUCAUCUGCUCGAAGGAAAACGUAACUUAUUUAAACUCAAAGGAAUAACUUUCCAACAUCUCAUUUGUAAACUGAAGAUAAAAAGAAAUGUAUGUUUGCGUCUUAACGAAUGAGGCCCAGAUGUUUCCAUGUGUUAUGGUGAUGAAUGAACAGUGAAGAGACAGAUGUUGUGAUUCUUUCUGUGUCCAAACAUCCAGGAACACGUUGUUGAACCAUUUGAAACGAGCCAUGUUCAGUCCGAGCGACCAGCUGUCGAACACUUGGUCUUCACGAGUGAAGACUCACAUCUGACUCCGAGGACUUUCUACCUUUGUGCCUAAAACUAUUCCGACCUGCCAUCGUCCCAACUCGCUUUAGUUUCACUCUAUUUGUCUGAAGACCCGUGUGAGCGUCUCUCUGUGUUUCAGCAAAACAUCCGAAAAAAAACCUUUUUUUCAAUUUCCUCCGGCCUUCAGCUUUCCCAGAGUCUCGUCUCACGCCCGCAGCGGUUUCCUGUUUGUCGCACGUAGCACGUACGUGGGAAUCUAACGCGCGGCCUCGGAGCGGCUGCGUCUGCAAUAACGAGCCUCUGUUUGGAUAUCAUUUACCACCUGCUUACCAAAGACAAGUCGAUUUAUUACAAGUCAGAGUAACUUACAAGCUUCUGCCAAAAAAAAAAGAGAAACGUCUACGAAACCGGACGAGAAGCAGCCGCAGCUCCUGAGCUGUGAAACUGUAAAGAAGUAAAACAAACUAAAUUAAAACAACUAAACUACAAUGAAUGGAAUUAGGUUAAUUUCUUCAUUGAAGGAGACAUAUGAGGCUUUUUCAGUUUGUCCUCGGGGCCUUAAAGAGACAGGAGCUCAAACCAGGUGUUUGAGACAGAGGCUGAAAAGAGGAGCAGCAGCGAUGGACAGUCUGAGGAGAUGAAAACCUUUUACAGUCGUAACACAAAUGAAAAAAUAAGACGCUGAAUAUGUCUCCUUUAAUGAACAUGGACACGUUGUAAUGGUCAGAGUGAAGGAACCCUGCGAGAAGGCCACUGGAAACUGUGAUAAGCUCAACUUUAGGACUUUUCUGUUAAACGUCAACUAGAGAAUCUGCUGAAACAAAAGUCCCACAGGAAGCAGCGUCAACGUUUCGCCUGGAAGUCGCUCAGAAGGUUUCAAACCCGCCGAGUUUCUGAAUCAUCGUCGUCCGUGUUUGUCAACGUUUUCUCGUACGUGCAAGUUGGAUAUUUAUCUUCUUUUUCCGAACCUCGCGUGGCACAGGAAUUCUGUCUGUAAUCAAUUCCAAAAAUGGCCUUGAAUCUUUCCACUCCGGUGCACGUGCAACACGUGUGUGUGUGUGUGUGUGCGUGUGCGUGUGCGUGCGUGUGUGUGCACUGAGGGUUUUUGAUAAGGUGCUUUGUAUAAAGGUGACAAUAACGUUUAUUACAGAUGUUGUGUAUAUCUUUGAUAUUCUAAUGUUUAUCCUAUUUUGCGAAGAACAGAGAACAUUUAGGAGAAAUCCAGAAGCUAGUGAUGUGUGUCCGUUGGUUCCGCACAGGGUCUGAUCUUUGCUUUGUAACGUUUCUUUUCUCCCCUCAUGGCUAAAAGUAUGUUAGAUAUUUUCUAGCUUUGUAGAGACUUUGUACGCAUAUGCUAUUCAGUUUAAAUAAAUGGUCAGUUCCAAACUGUG